Molecule: messenger RNA, 1417 nt
Organism: Dissoconium aciculare CBS 342.82
Lineage: Eukaryota; Fungi; Ascomycota; Dothideomycetes; Mycosphaerellales; Dissoconiaceae
Exons: 4
Coding region: 326-1246 (306 amino acids)
Molecular function (GO): protein binding
Source: RefSeq, a predicted model, not a curated record
UGAUACCAUCCUCUUCUUUCACCAGUUCGCUUUUACUUCGUCAUAUCCCGGAAACCUUUACCUAUUCUUUACGUGCAUCGCUGGCAGCCGCUGGUACAAUACAGCAGGAUCCUAACGGCUUGCACUGUUGUCAAUUGCUCGGAACACCUACCUGCUCGUUCAUCGCCGGUCUCGUGCCGCACUUCGGCAACGACACAAGAAACAAGAACGUCAUCGACAUUGCUUAGUCAUUGUCUUUUGUAUCGACUCGGAAGUCACCUACAGCAAUUGCGCCUGAUUCACUCCACUAUAUUGUUGUCGACGCUUAAAGGACCAGAUUAUCGCAAUGGCUACAUCGCCGUCUAGUGCGCACCAUGAGAAUGCGCAAGGGGAUUUGAUGCAAGCCCUGUCAGCAUUGUAUGUCGGCGGCAAAUACUCCGACGUGACUAUCACAUGCAACUACCGCCAAUGGGCUUGUCAUAAAGCCAUCAUCUGCUCCCGGAGCGGUUUCUUCGAUGGUGUCUGCUCCAACGCAUUUUCUGAGUCUACCACUGGAGUCGUCGAUCUGAGCGAAGAUGACGAACAGGCUGUCGAGCAGAUGAUGUACUUCUUCUAUCACCUGGAUUACAUGCACGAGCAACCACUGCAAAGGCCAUCAGCAAUGUUUCGUCACCGGGCAUACUCCGACCCUCGGCGGCAACCGCUGAAGAAGAUCGACUUUUCGCAGAUCGAAGAUCCUCUUCUCGCUCAGACCGGGCACUACUCAGCCCCGUUAUCCGUCGUUACCACACCGACACCAAAAAGCCCAUCGAUGGGCUCGAAACGCCGAUCGGGCGAGUACAGUGACGUUUACAUGUCCCCACCAGACAGUCCCGUAUCGCCUCAGCUGCCUGAGCUUGAGGCGUGUAGCUCAUCAGACUCGGAGACCGACGAGGAAGAUUCGACAGAGGCCGAAUCCCAUCUGAUCCUCCAUACCCAGGUAUAUGCACUGGCCGAAAAGUACGACAUUCCCGCACUGAAGGAGCUCGCAAAGCGGAAGUUCGAAAUGGCAAUGGCAUGCUAUUAUGACGCGCCAGAAUUCGCAGCCGCCAUCGAGGCUGUCUAUUGUUCGACCAUCGACACGGAUCGCGGGCUUCGAGACGUGGUACUCCAAGCAUUUCGCAGUCAUCCACAGCUGGUGCACACCCAGGAUGUUUAUGCUGUCAUCAAGGAAACACCAAGCCUCGCACUCGAUUUGUUCAAGGUCGAGCGCGGCAUUCCGCCAUAAAGGAACUCUGAAUUGGCAGUCGUGCCCAACGUAUAAAUUACCUUCGUCAAGACGACAGGAAAAGCCCCUUGCACAGCUGUCUGAAUGCCGCCGGCUGAUGCGAUCUGCAUCGGAUUUGCUUGCACACGAUCAAAUUGCAAUGACCCACCCCCGUCAUGCGAAGCUCAGACU